Adelges cooleyi (spruce gall adelgid) is the source of this 1312-nucleotide messenger RNA. RefSeq names its product TM2 domain-containing protein almondex (gene amx). The transcript is spliced from 6 exons. Bases 533 to 1222 code for a protein of 229 amino acids. The record is from RefSeq and is a predicted model, not a curated record. NCBI's taxonomy places the organism in Eukaryota, Metazoa, Arthropoda, Insecta, Hemiptera, Adelgidae.
UAACUAGAAUAAAUAAGUUAUUCCGUUUUUUCUAUCUGCGGCUACAAGAGUUCUUUUUAAAAAGUCAGUGACUGCUAGCGCUCCGAUAACCUGGUUGUUAUCAUAUACGCGGCUGAUAUAACAGAUCCUCAGUGAAAAAUAAUAAGUUCCACGAUUUUCAACAAGGAGCGCUAACAGUCACUGACUUUUUAGAUUGUAGCCGCUUUUUAAUAGCUCGAUACGCAACCAGUCUAUUAUCUACAUUCUACAACCACAUAAUAGAUAAAAGCUACAAAGUACAACCGUGUUGGGAAGUCACUGGUAACUCUAUCGGCUAUCUAUUUUAAAAUUUAAAUGAGUUUAUUAAACAUUUGAAGUUGUCAGUAGUUUUAAAGCCCGAUCUAAGACUAAUUCGUGUUUCUAAGAUUUAAGAUUGUUAUUAGUUUCAUUAUUAUUACUUAGUAUUGUUAUUUGUAACCCUUAUAAUUGACAUGCAAAUAUGAAAUAACUACCAAGUUAAAAAAAAAACUGUACCGUAUGAAAUGAAUAAACUAUGAAGACAUUUUACUUCCGCUGUGUUAUAAUAUUUCUUUUAAAUUCAAUAACUUUCAGUUUAGAAUCACAAAAUGACGAUGACCAUGUUGACACACUUUCAAAACCGAAAAAUAAAAAAAAUAAUACCAAUUUAAAAAUGAUACAUCAUCAAGAAGACUUGGAAUGUUUAGACUCUGAUAAACAAUGUUCAACCCUACCAUACCCUUGUAUACAUUGUUAUAUGAAUGAAACUUGUACAUAUGGCAAUCAAACGUUAGCUACUUGUAAAGCAAAUGUUAAAUGUGUGGGUGAAAUUGUAUUUGUAAAGAACCUUACUUGCCGAUAUUGUUAUCAAACUGAGCUUUGGGAACAUAAAUGUGACAAAAAAACCACCUGCAGUUCUGCUUCAUCUCCACCAAAUUAUUAUCGAACCAAUUGUACAGUCAAUAAAGAUGUUUUAUGCUUGGGAAAUAGAAUAUUUUAUAAAAGAUUACGAUGUAACUGGACUGGUGGACAUCGAUGGUCUACCGCUUUAAUCUUGAGCAUUACUUUGGGAGGAUUCGGUGUAGAUAGGUUUUAUUUGGGUCAUUGGCAAGAAGGUAUUGGAAAACUUUUCAGUUUUGGCGGUCUUGGAGUCUGGACACUUAUUGAUGUAUUAUUGAUCUCUAUUAGAUAUCUUGGCCCUGCAGAUGGUUCAUUGUACUUAUGAAAAAUUAUUUAAACAAUUGUUAUGAUUUUAAUUUCUGUCUUAUAUUUUUAAUUCUAAUGUACAAUUAUUAAUAAUAAUGUGCUCUCAAUA